Messenger RNA from Dunckerocampus dactyliophorus (ringed pipefish), 965 nucleotides. RefSeq lists its product as uncharacterized. The record is from RefSeq and is a predicted model, not a curated record. NCBI's taxonomy places the organism in Eukaryota, Metazoa, Chordata, Actinopteri, Syngnathiformes, Syngnathidae. The transcript has 5 exons. Bases 119 to 793 code for a protein of 224 amino acids.
UAAAAAGGAGAGGGUAACUUACAGGUGUCACAUCUCUUCCUGGCGAGCAGACACGCACACACACACAGAGACUCUGAGACACACUGUGCAGCUAGGAUUACCUUUCAAGAGCGGUACCAUGGCAAAGCGUGUAGCUGUUAUUCUCUCGGGCUGUGGCGUGUACGAUGGCACAGAGAUCCAUGAGGCCUCCGCUGUCCUCGUUCAUCUGAGUCGAGCUGGAGCCAAAGUACAGAUGUUUGCUCCCAAUGAAGACCAGAUGCAUGUUGUCAAUCAUUCUGAGGGGAAGCCUACAGAGGAGAAGAGGAACAUCCUGCAGGAGAGCGCCCGCAUCGCCAGGGGGGACAUUACAGAUUUGGCCAAGUUAGAUGUGUCAGCUUUUGAUGCUGUCAUCAUCCCUGGUGGUUUUGGUGUAGCCAAAAACCUGAGUGACUGGGCAGUAAGCAAUAAGAACUUUAUCAUCAAGCCAAGUGUGGUGAAGAUUCUCCAGGACUUCCACAAAUCUGGAAAGCCGCUGGCCUUGUGCUGCAUCUCCCCAGUCCUUGCUGCCAAAAUCCUGCCUGGUUGUGAGGUCACAGUGGGUCAAGACACAGAGAGCGACAUGUGGCCGUACGCCCAGACCGCCUGCGCCUUGAAGGAGAUGGGCUGCAAGUACGUGAAUAAAGAUGUGGAGCAAGCACAUGUUGACGUCAAGCAUAAACUUGUCACCACACCCGCUUUCAUGGGCAAUGCCCCCAUUCAUAAAGUUUUUGAUGGAAUCGGCGUCAUGGUUAAAGAAACUCUUAAACUUGCUUAAGAUGUCUUCAUGUUGCAUUCUAUUGUGCAUUUCCUUUCUUUGGUGUUGGAAACAGUACAUCGAUAUGUGCAUCAUUACAAAAGGGUUACAGAGAUGGAAAUAAACAUGUUGGCAAACCAAACCAUUGCUUUGCCUGAUUCCUAUGUCAGAACACGUGGAUAGUGCUGAAAUA